Rotaria sp. Silwood2 is the source of this 4264-nucleotide messenger RNA. NCBI's taxonomy places the organism in Eukaryota, Metazoa, Rotifera, Eurotatoria, Philodinida, Philodinidae. The record is from the annotation of a GenBank genome assembly.
AAUUUUACGACAAGACACACCGCAUGGCACAAAAAUUAAUUAUUUUAAAUCACGUGUUUUAGAUGAUACUGAACGUGAUUCUAGUUUUGUUGUCGAAACUGAUCAUAAACCACUUGAAAAUUUUCAUAAUAAACAAAUCAGUAAUAAACGAGUGAUGAAUUGGCUUUUUAAAUUACAAGACCUUUUGCCACAAAUUAUUGCAGUCAAACACCGUGCAGGUGCAACGAACGCUGCUGCCGAUUAUAUUUCACGACAUUUUCCUCCAUCAGAAUCUACCAACAUUAAUCCAUCUACAAUAAAUGUAACAAAUGAUGAUUGGCCAAUUGGUACUGAACAUUGGUAUGAAGAAGUACCCAAACCACAACGUCCGUCCUUUAUUCAGCAACCUAUUUCAAACAACACUUGUAUUCGCAAGGCGAACAUCAAUGCAGAAAUUAAUGCUGUUACAACAAGAGCACAAUCAAAACUUCAAGCUCAACCACGUUCAUCUUCAGCAAAUACAUCACCUACAUCUCAAUCUACGUCACAGGACGUAAUUAUUCAACAAAUAAUUCAACAAAUUCGAAAUAAUCGUCGUUAUGAAUCGUUUAUUAUUCAACAUGGUAUUCUGUAUAAAUUAGCUGUCCGCGCUGAUACUACUAUUAAACUUGUUUAUGCACCUUUGAAAUUAAUUCCAGAAAUAAUGGCUGCUUAUCAUGAUCAUCCAUUAAGUGGUCAUUUUGGUACCGGACGUACAUGGUCUAUGUUAAGAAACACAUAUUAUUGGCCACGUAUGAAAGAAACAAUAAUAUCUUAUAUUAAAUCAUGUGAUAAAUGUUCACAAUUUAAUGUGGAUCGGCAUAAACCUCCAGGAUUUUUACAACCUAUUCAGCCACCUAAUGAAGUUUUUCAAGUACUAGAAGCAUUAGCUAUUUUUUGGUGCAUAUCUGAACUUCGAUCAUACAUAGGUGAUUCUAGUUUUAUUGUCGAAACUGAUCAUAAACCACUUGAAAAUUUUCAUAAUAAACAAAUCAGUAAUAAACGAGUGAUGAAUUGGCUUUUUAAAUUACAAGACCUUUUGCCACAAAUUAUUGCAGUCAAACACCAUGCAGGCGCAACGAACGCUACUGCCGAUUAUAUUUCACGACAUUUUCCUCCAUCAGAAUCUACCAACAUUAAUCCAUCUAUAAUAAAUGUAACAAAUGAUGAUUGGCCAAUUGGUACUGUACAUUGGUAUGAAGAAGUACUCAAACCACAACGUCCGUCCUUUAUUCAGCAACCUAUUUCAAACAACACUUGUAUUCGCAAGGCGAACAACAAUGCAGAAAUUAAUGCUGUUACAACAACAGCACAAUCAAAACUUCAAGCUCAACCACGUUCAUCUUCAGCAAAUACAUCACCUACAUCUCAAUCUACAUGUUCUUCUCCGCCGCUGACUACUCCAUUGCAUGAUUUUAGUUUAUCACGGAUACGUUCUGAACAAGCACAGGACGCAUUUAUUCAACAAAUAAUUCAACAAAUUCGAAAUAAUCGUCGUUAUGAAUCGUUUAUUAUUCAACAUGGUAUUCUGUAUAAAUUAGCUAUCCGCGCUGAUACUACUAUUAAACUUGUUUAUGCACCUUUGAAAUUAAUUCCAGAAAUAAUGGCUGCUUAUCAUGAUCAUCCAUUAAGUGGUCAUUUUGGUACCGGACGUACAUGGCCUAUGUUAAGAAACACAUAUUAUUGGCCACGUAUGAAAGAAACAAUAAUAUCUUAUAUUAAAUCAUGUGAUAAAUGUUCACAAUUUAAUGUGGAUCGGCAUAAACCUCCACGAUUUUUACAACCUAUUCAGCCACCUAAUGAAGUUUUUCAAGUACUAGGUAUGGAUUGGUGGGGACCCACCACCACUUCGCUUUCUAGAAAUCGAUAUGUUUUAGUUAUAACUGAUCGUUUAUCUGGUUAUGUUUUUGCUAAAGCAUCACCUACAAAUACAGCUCAAGAUACUGCUCGCAUCUUAAUGGAAGAAAUUAUCUUAGUUCAUGCUAAAGCCAACUUUCAAGUUAAUCCUGACAAAUGUUCCAUUGCUGUUCAAGAAAUCGAUUUUUUAAGCCAUACAAUCAAUGAACAAUGCAUUAAACCUAAUGGUGAUAAAAUUAAAGCUAUUGUCGAUUUACCAACUCCAAAAACACUUAAAGAAGCCAAUGAAUUUUUAGGAAAAAUUAAUUGGUAUAGAAAGUUUAUUCCUAAUUUUGCUCGUAUAGCGGCACCAUUACACAAAGUUACCAACAAAACAAAACAUCAUCGUCAUGACUUUAAAUGGGGACCUGAUCAACAACAAUCAUUUGAGGAAUUUAAACGUCUGCUGACAACAUAUCCAUUAUUUUUAGAAUAUCCAGAUUUAUCAACCCCAUUUGUUCUAACAACUGAUGCAUCAAAUAUCGGAAUAGGUGGAAUUUUACGACAAGAUACACCGAAUGGCACAAAAAUUAAUUAUUUUAAAUCACGUCUUUUAAAUGAUACUGAACGUAAAUAUGAUACAAUUGAACAAGAGGCAUUAGCUAUGUUUUGGUGCAUAUCUGAACUUUGCUCAUACAUAGGUGAUUCUGAUUUUAUUAUCGAAACUGAUCAUAAACCACUCGAAAAUUUUCAUAAAAAACAAAUCAAUAAUACACGAGUAAUGAAUUGGCUUUUUAAAUUACAAGAUAUGCUGCCACAAAUUAUUGCAGUCAAACAUCGCCCAGGUGCACAUAACGCAGCUGCUGAUUAUAUUUCACGACAUUUUCCACCAUCAGCAUCUACCAACAUUAAUCCAUCUACCACAGCUGUAAUAUAUGAUGAUUGGCCAAUUGGUACUGAACAUUGGGAUGACCAAGUACCCAAGCCACAACGUACACAAUGUCCUCAGCCAUCUAUUUUAGAACACACUUGUACUCGUACUGCGAGUAUCAAUGCAGAAAUUAAUGCUGUUACAACCAGAGCACAAUCAAAACUUCACGCUCAACCACAUUCCUCUUCACCCAAUACAUCAUCCACAUCAACUACAUCUCAAUCCACGUGUUUGUCUCCGCCGGUCACUACUACAUUACAUGAUUUUAGUUUAUCACGUAUACGUUCUGAACAAGCACAGGACGUAAUUAUUCAAAAAAUAAUUCAACAAAUUCGAAAUAAUCGUCGCUAUGAAUCGUUUAUUAUUCAGCAUGGUAUUCUGUAUAAAUUAGUUAGACGCGAUGAUACUACUAUUAAACUUGUUUAUGCACCUUCGAAAUUAAUUCCCGAAAUAAUGACUGCUUAUCAUGAUCACCCAUUAAGUGGUCAUUUUGGUACUGGACGUACAUGGUCUAUGCUAAGAAACACAUAUUAUUGGCCACGUAUGAAAAACACAAUAACAUCUUAUAUUAAUUCAUGUGAUAAAUGUUCACAAUUUAAUGUGGAUCGGCAUAAACCUCCAGGACUCUUACAACCUAUUAAACCACCGAAUGAAGUUUUUCAAGUAUUAGGUAUGGAUUGGUGGGGGCCCACCACCACUUCGCUUUCUGGAAAUCGAUAUGUUUUAGUUAUCACUGAUCGUUUAUCUGGUUAUGUUUUUGCUAAAGCUUCACCUACAAAUACAGCUCAUGAUACUGCUCGUAUAUUAAUGGAAGAAAUUAUCUUAGUUCAUGGUUCACCUGACACAAUUAUUACUGAUCAAAGAACACACUUCAAGAACGAACUCUUACAAGCUAUUUCACAUUUAGUUGGUUGUAAACACAUUUUUUCGACACCAUAUCAUCCACAAACAAAUGGGCAAACUGAACGAUGGAAUUCGACAUUCGUAACACAAAUCGCCAAAUAUUGUAAUACUGAUCUAAACAAUUGGGAGACAUUUUUACCAUCUAUCGUUUGUGCUUACAAUAAUGGUAUACACAGCUCAACUGAAAUUAGUCCAUAUCAACUAGCAUUCGGACGACGACCACGUCAUCCAUUUACUCCUCCUGCAACUACAUUCGUUUUCAGCAAACCACAUGAUUAUUGGACGCAAGUGAUACAAUACAGAAAUGCAGCUUUAAAACAAGCAAAACAACAUAUAAUACAUCAACAAGAACUAUCAAAAACUCGUUUUGAUAAAAAUCGAUCGCAUCCAACUUUCGUUCUAGGUGACCUUGUAUGGAUAAAAAAUUUUGUUGGACGGCACAAACUUACAGCUCGAUACACGGGUCCGGCUCGAAUCGUUCGAAUUCUCUCCCCGGUAUCAUUUAUAGUUGAAGAUGAACAUUUACAGCAAUUUCAAGUGCAUUCAAACAAUAUCAGACGUGUAUAUUCUCGUUAA